Messenger RNA from Colletotrichum truncatum, 276 nucleotides. RefSeq lists its product as uncharacterized. The record is from RefSeq and is a predicted model, not a curated record. Lineage: Eukaryota; Fungi; Ascomycota; Sordariomycetes; Glomerellales; Glomerellaceae.
AUGCCCUCUUACGGAAACCCCAUCAUCCACCAGACUGCUCCCUCCGUCAGCAGCCGCUACACUGCAUCGUCCGGCUCAUACCCUUCCUCCAACGCCUCUUACACACCGCGGUCCAUGUCGCCUUCUGACGAAAUCUCCCUCCGCGUCUACGGGGCCGACCAGCACAUGUCCACCAUGAAGAACUCGUCAAGAGUCACCGUCGUGAACCGCAAGCAGUCUGGCUACGAGCACGGCGCGCCCUCACCACACUACGGCGGCUCCUAUGUGCGCAAGUGA